AUGGACACAAAACUACAGAGACGGAGCACCAUCUCGGUGCAUUCACCCACCCCGUCUUCUCUGCGACACUGCUACUACCCAUCUCCAGCUACUUCGCCUCCCAAGGAUUCGUUGUCUUUAUCCCUGUCCCACGAACACAGUUCGCGACGCAAGAACACAUCUAUCCCUCCGAAACCUCCUGCCCUAGCCCGGGUCAAGGGGUCUGUCGCCAUGGACUCGUCGCAAAUGAGUUCAGAAAUGUCAUGGUUGAACGACGCAUCACCCAUGUCGAUGACGCCAAGAACAGCAACACCUAGAACGCCUCAGCGAUCGAGAGCCGGUACCCCGGAACCCGAGCCUACUACUGCGACGCUGGUCAAUCCGUCCUCAGCCUUGCUACAAGAUUUAUUGAAAGAACAACGCGCAACUAGAACCACGAAGGGAGGAUCAGACGAACAAAAACAAGGCAAUCCUCGAACACCCGAGCGGUCUCUUCCGCAGACUCAGCCCCCCUCCCAGUCACCAGCGCAAUCACAGGCACAAUCACAAACGCAGUCUCGAACCCAAUCAUGGGAAGAGGUUGGCUCCGACAAGCAGCGCAGGGUUCAUAGUGUGGCCUCCUCAGGGACCAGACAGCCAAAUGAUAUGGGUGUAAGAGAGAUGGGCGAGUAUGUGUCAAAAUUAAACAAGCAGAACUUCGACUUGAAGCUCGAGAUCUUCCAUCGUGUACAGCAGAUGACGGCAUUGGAGAAGAAGCUACAAAGAAUGGAAGGAUUGGAGGAAGAACUCGGGCGCCUGCGCUCUUUGGAAGAGGAAGUGCAGGAACUCCGAGAAGCGGAAGCUGCUAACCAGCGGUUGCGGGACUCGAAUGAGCAAUUGAGACACGAAAUCGACAGGCGAGACCACGCGAUCACGGAAGCGGUCAGUAUGAUCUGCCUUCUCGAAAACAAGGUCAUAGAACUGCAAGCUGGCGAAGACCUAUCCAGACCCUCGACGGCUCGGCCGGAUGAGGAGGGGGAUGCCGCAACCCCCAAGCAAAAAAGUCCUGUUCGUAUUCCGGAGAGGAUAUCGUCGAGACGGGGUACUACCUUCCUGGAGGCUUGCCAAGGCUCCACUGCAUCUCAUUUACUCAAAAGACCACCGUCAUUCUUGGAUAAUGAAAAUAAAAGCACAGCAGCGCUCCGCAGCUUGUACACUACGUCUGAGGAUCAGUCCCAUGCUGCGAUGAGUGAGAUCACGAAAUCGGAAAGUUUACAGUCAUUGACCGACACGCUCGACCCGGCAUCACCAAGGCUUAGUGCCCUCAGUGAAUGCAGCGAACUCUUCGCCCUUGGUCCUGAUGGUGAUGAUGGGUUCAACCGGCUGGAGAUACCUGUCAUCAGAACGGAGCCGCCAGCGAAUGAAUCGGUACUAUCUGGCCUUGCUGUUUCCGAAAGUAGAGACCAUAUGCGUAUCGAGUCAUGGGUUCAACCACCACACGAUGUCUUCGUGGAUCCUAUCUCGCCCCACGAUAUGCGAUCGAACGUUUCGAAGGGGCCUAAGAAGACAAGUUUUGACACUGAUUCUCACAGUUCCAGUCAAAAGACGCGCGUUGAGAGCGUGUUCGGAACAUCAAAAUUACCACCCACACCUGAUACAAUGAGUACUGCAUAUGUUCCCGGUCCCAGCCGCUCUAACGGGAGCAUUGUCGCCGAGAAGAGCCGUUACGAUCAGGGGGCCGCGUUGGGGUACAGGAUCCGACGCCCACGUUCUGCUGAUCAAUUAACGACAAGAAGGAGCUCGUGUCAUAGUGCUGGAAGUGAGGACCUGGCACCGAAUGUGAGUGAUAUUACACUGCCACGACAAAGCACGGAUGGAGGAGAUGUGACGCCGUCAAUAUUUCCUUUGAACUGCAUCACGUCCAGACAUGAUCGACUAUUCAAUCACGAAUCCCUAGACAAGCCCAAUUUUGGCUAUUACGGCGGCAGUGCGCUGUACAAUGAAGAUAGCUUGGAAAGAGUCCUUUCCAAGAUCGAUAACAGUCAUUAUCAAAGGAGGCCGUCCAGAUCAAUUGAAGAACUAUCGGCCACGCUGUCAUCCUCGCCGCCAUUGACUCCUCAAGAAUGGGUUGAAGCCGCUAAGCCCACUUGUCAAGAUGAGAAAGAGCAGCCUGACUUGCCGCAUCUGGGUCCUAUAGCUUUCGAUUCUGGGUUGCUGGUUGCGCGCGCACCCAGCCAGGCCUCUUUCCUCGGCCGUAGACAUAGCAUUGAUUCAGGCUUCAGAGAAUCUGAUGUUCCUCGAAUUCCCACUCUCGACUUGCAGUCGCUAGACCUGGGACCACAACCUGAGCCAGACACGGAGCGUCGUAAGCGGAUCAGUUUGCGACCUCUAUUCGGGCGUUCAGGGAAUGCUCGUCGCCUUCAGACAUCACCAUUUUACGAUCAAACGGAUAGCGAUGAUGGAGCACCUGCGCCUAUCAUUCGUAAAACCCGCAACGUACCGCCAAACAAGCUGUCUAAACCGAAUCAUUCCUUGGAGGGCCAUCGUGAUUUCUCUGCUUCGAUGCCGACAUACGCCGAUGGAAUGGUGAAUGAGAUCCACAGGACUCUCCCUCACUCUCGCACCGAGUCAUCAUUCACGACCAACCCCGCGCUCAAGCCGUCGGCUGCUGGCGUCAAGGACCACAAAAGACGAAGUUCCCUUGGAAUCUUCGGCUGGAUGAAAGGAGCCAGCAAGAAGCCGGAGCCACAUUCACCUGUUAAGCAUGCCAUGCCCACCAGUGGGAUCUUGAAAGAUAGACCGACUCGCAUGGCUCAGGAGUUUACGAAUCACGGCCAUGAGCCCGCCAAAAAUGCCAACAUGCCCACAGUGAGCUUUGCCCUGGAUGCGAAAUCCAGAGGUGCCGUUCGUUCUGACGAAGAGGACCCAGCACGGCGGCCGCGAUAUAUGGACAGACGAUCUCGUCGAGCUUGA
Molecule: messenger RNA, 2931 nt
Organism: Aspergillus homomorphus CBS 101889
Lineage: Eukaryota; Fungi; Ascomycota; Eurotiomycetes; Eurotiales; Aspergillaceae
Exons: 5
Coding region: 1-2931 (976 amino acids)
Source: RefSeq, a predicted model, not a curated record